CAAGGAUUCAGAAAUGAGCCACCAGACUCAACUCCACCUCAUCUCAUGUUGUGUCUUGCGUCGACCGCAGGCUGGCGGUAUAGCCAGAGAAGAUCAACGUGUCGCCUACAUCUCACCAAUCCGAACUCCCUCCUACCUUUGCAAUUCUCUCUCACUCUACGGAAAUUGAGGUUUGCCCACCGGUCGCUACCGCGCACGCCUCGUUCACUGACUCCGGUCCUCAGCUACGUCUGGCAGUCAAGAGUCAGAAGCCGAUAUGGGGACACAGCGGUCUACCACGUCUCGCGCAGCAUCAAGUUCAACGCCGACGGUGCAGUCCGCCUCAAUGUCAGCAACCCUGUCCGGAGUGAGGGCGUCCCUUGAUGCUACCCCAACAACACCCAAGCGGCCGCCAAAUGCAGCUUCACCUCCCAGGCCCGCCGCUUCGUCUCGGAGCUUGCGCACCUACACCCUUACUCCCUCUGCUCCGGCCAUUGGCACGCCAGAAUACAAGAAGAGUACAGCCGCUACAUCCUCUACGGUAAAGACGGACCAUCCGCUAUCCUCUGAAGCGUCUGCUCCGCCUCGCGCAGCUGAUGACAGCGACUUCCUGGACAGCGAUGGGGAGCUGGAUGUGGAUGCGGAUGGAGAGGAAGUGGAGAGUGUAUGCGAGCUAGCAGAAACCCAACCAGGUGGAACCAGCAGUACACAAGCAACAUCGUCCAGUUUUGUUUCUCUCGACGAGGGGCGGUCGAGUCAGUCGGCCAUGCCCGAGCAUCCCCUGAUCGCAAUGACACCGAUACUCAGCUUCACUUGGUUCGACAAGGAUCGCAUGCCCAGUCCUACGGAGUGCCAGGCGGACCAUGGUCGCAAGUGUGUCGUGAUGCCCGAAGACCGCAAGGCUGAACGGGAACAGAAGAAGUUUCAGUGGCUCUCCAUCGACGUCGACUUGGGAUACCUCAGCUUCUACAAGGACUGGGGACCGCUCAAUAUGGCCAUGUUUUAUCGCUUUUGUUUGCACGUAGCUUGCAUGCACUUGGAUCCGGAUGAAGAUCAUCUCGUGCUGUACACCUCUUCAGAUCCACACAACAAGGCAAACGCGGCGUUGCUUGCUGCCAUGUAUGCGAUGGUCAUCGAAAGGCUUUCCCCUUGCGAUGCCUUCCAUCCAUUAGCUGAGCUUGAGUUUGAGCCGUUCAGAGACGCUGGCUAUGGGCGAGCCGAUUUCUGCCUCACAAUUCAAGACGUGCUGUACGGAUUCCACAAAGCACGAGAGUGCGACGUCUUGCAGCUCGAGAAUUUCAACCUGGACGAGUAUGAGUGGUACGAAAGGGUAGAGAAUGGUGAUUGGAACUGGAUCACGCCCAACAUCAUCGCCUUUGCGUCGCCGAACGACAAGGGGUGGGAAGCGGGCUUGAAGUUGCCGCCUGCUGAGCGCGAGAAGAGAACCAACGCUGCUUUUACCCGCUCCAUCAAGUACUUCAAGCAGCAUUCCGUGGGUGCAGUUGUCAGACUCAACAACCCUCUGUAUGAUCGCGAGGCGUACGAGCGCGUUGGAAUCGAACAUUAUGACAUGUACUUCGACGAUGGCUCCAAUCCUUCCGACCAGAUUCUACGGGCUUUCAUCAAGUUGGCCGAUGAGACUGUAAACAAAGGCAAAGUGAUCGCAGUGCACUGCAAAGCUGGACUCGGCCGGACGGGUGUAUUGAUUGGCGCAUACCUCAUCUGGAAACAUGGCUUUACCGCUCAAGAAGUCAUUGGAUUCAUGCGCAUCAUGAGGCCCGGAUGUGUAGUCGGACCCCAGCAGCGCUUCAUGUACGAGAACUUUGUCGAGUGGAUUCGAUGGAGUACGCGCGAUAUUGCACUCAAGGAAGCGAGGGAAGCUAUCGAAGCGGAGAAAGAGGCGCUGAAGAAGCAAGGUUUCGUAGAAGGGAGAAAAAGUCGCAAACGUGGUGCAGAAGACGAAGCGGACGAUACAUCAACGUCUACCGAGGAGCGGGAAGAGCGUGCUGUGGAUGGACUUGUCACGCCCCGUGCCAAGAGAACACUUGCGGAGGUACCAAGCAGUGUAGCGCCAGCGAUAAAGCCCACACCUUGCGUGGGACAGCCUCGAAAGAGCCCCAAGUCGACCAGGAAGCGCCAGGCUACUGCGCUGCGGCACGUCUCUUCCAUCGGCUCGCUGACGCAUGACACGCGCACAAAGAGCAUGCCGGACCCUGCGGAGGCUGAGGCUGCAAAAAGCACCGCUGCCCCUGUGACGGGCUUCAUGCCCAGGUCUGUGAGCGACGAGAGCCUCAAAGCGCUUGCUGAGAACAUCAGCAACCAUUCUGGCAAGGCACCGCCUACGCCCGGCCCCUCUGUACGGCUGGAAGCUGCUGGCACAGGCAUGCGCGGAGGCACGCCUCCUUUGGCACCUUCUACACCCGGCAGAGUAUUGGGCGAAGCUCACCGCAUCAACAUGCAGGCCGGGCACGGUGGUGGAGUACUGCCAAUGGGACUGUCUACGCCACCUAACCCGUCCGGCAGCUUUACAAAGAUCAAAGCUGCGACAGUCGGUCGUCCCGUCAGGACACACCAUGAGCGAAGACAGAGCACGAUUGCAGCUCCUACCUUCAUGGUCGAUGAUGUUUUUACGGAUGCACCGCCUUCUGCGCACGCUUUUGCGCCUCCGUCUUCAUCAGCUGGCGGUGCGCGGACAGCGAGCCCUCGGAUACCGACUUUCCGCGCAAGUCCUCAGAUCAAGACAAAGUAUGGUCUGCGCGAUACGAGCAAAGACCAUGCGCCGGGGUCGAGCAUAGAAGUCGAAGAUGGUGCGAGGUCAAAAACGUCAUCAGCAGAUGGCGCGGGGAAUGGCGUUGCGGAUAGAGUUGGCAGCAGUCAGACAUCGGAGACGAGCGCCAGCAGUCGUGCGUCUGCGCAAAGAUCCGCAUCCGGCAGCUCCGCACGAAGGCAAAAGAUGUCUGGGGCGACUCGCAUACCCAGCGGCUCGAGCAGGACGCGGACAAACGGAACGGCGCAAUUGUCUGUCAGCGCGAAGCGCGCAGCAGCGUCGUCGUCUUCGCAGCAGCUGCAGCAGCAGCAUGAGACGUGCAACGCGGCGACUGGGACGAAUGGGCCCCGAUCGGGCGUUGCGCGCGUCGCUGCGGCUACCAAGAGACUCUACGGACCGACCGUCGCAUCGCUGGCAAGAUCUCGAGGUGCUGAAGCUCCUGAUUCAUCCUCAUCCUCACACGCAUCCUCGGCUGCCUCUUUGACCGCAAGCCCUCAGCUCUCUGCAUCCAGCAGGUCCGCGAGCCGAACGCCUAGCGCGGUCAAUGGCGCUGUAAGACUUGGACGGGUGCGACCGCGAAGAAGCAGCUUUAGCGAUGCGGACCUCCAAAUUUGAAGCGAUUGCCCACCUGGGCCCCGUUUUUUCUUUUCCCGGACAGAAAACCGCAUCGCGUCUUGUCUCCUAUGCAUCCUUUUUCCGUGCAAUCACCAAUGCUUUGCCCCCCUCCACCAAACUUUAUGCAUGCACGGCCAGACGGUGAAGAGGAGCGGAUGGGUGCCUCGAACGCCUCGGGGAGCCGAGUGGCUGGCUGAUGCGUGGUGGAGCGUAUGCAGGAAAUGUGUGCGCAUUGCGAAAGAUGGUGUGUUGCUGCAAGGGAUGAGAGACGCGCACAGUACAGUACAGUAGGACAAGAAGGCGACUCUCGAAAGACGAUGAAUGUGUGUGUGUGUGUGUGAGAGAGUGU
Messenger RNA from Ceraceosorus guamensis, 3710 nucleotides. Its product is annotated as phosphatases II. The transcript is spliced from 4 exons. Gene Ontology annotation, cellular component: mitotic spindle; nucleolus; spindle pole. Bases 257 to 3361 code for a protein of 1034 amino acids. The record is from RefSeq and is a predicted model, not a curated record. NCBI's taxonomy places the organism in Eukaryota, Fungi, Basidiomycota, Exobasidiomycetes, Ceraceosorales, Ceraceosoraceae. Gene Ontology annotation, biological process: regulation of exit from mitosis; microtubule cytoskeleton organization; positive regulation of cytokinesis. Gene Ontology annotation, molecular function: protein serine/threonine phosphatase activity; protein tyrosine/serine/threonine phosphatase activity.